AAAAACACUUGGAUAAAGAUGAGAAGAUCUUCUCCGAACAACUUUCAACACAUCUUUGAAUUCAAAGAUCUAACUUCUGGCAUUACUAAUCAUUUGAAACAGGUUUAUGGAACCCUUUCUAUUGGAUGUUUAUGUGCAGCCGCCACUUGUAUGUGGACUCCUGCAGCUCUUGUUAACAAUUUUGGAUUCCUCCUCCUCUCUAUCAUUGGGACUAUUGGGCUGAUAUUCACAAUGUUUGCAAAGAGAGGAAAUCAAGACCACGGAACUAAAUUUUUAUGUUUCCUUGGAGUAGCAUCCAUUACUGGUGCUGGUCUCAGACCUCUUCUGGAAAGAGCCGCUGAAAUUGACCCUGCUAUUAUUGUGAAUGCUCUUGUUUAUACUGGAAUCAUCUUCGGAUCAUUCACAUUUGCCAGUCUUAAAACUAAGAGAAGAAGUAUGCUCUUUAUUGGAGGUUUCUGUGGGUCAGUUAUGCUCGGGCUCUCAACUACCUUAUUGUUCUCAUGGAUCUUUGGGCUCCACUUGAUCAGCCAUCUAGCAUACAGCGUCAUUACCCUAGUUGUAUUCAGCUUAUACGUAAUCUAUGACACUCAGCUCAUUGUUGAGAAGGCUUCCAGAGGCGACCUAGACUAUAAUCUGCAUGCUCUCGAGCUAUUUAUCGACGUUGUAGAGAUUUUCACAAGACUUGUGAUCAUUCUCAUGGAGCUUUCAGACAAGAAGAAAAAAGAUAAGUAA
Messenger RNA from Moneuplotes crassus, 732 nucleotides. The record is from the annotation of a GenBank genome assembly. NCBI's taxonomy places the organism in Eukaryota, Ciliophora, Spirotrichea, Euplotida, Euplotidae.